Messenger RNA from Melopsittacus undulatus (budgerigar), 3008 nucleotides. RefSeq names its product prominin-2. The record is from RefSeq and is a predicted model, not a curated record. Gene Ontology annotation, cellular component: cell surface; plasma membrane; cilium. NCBI's taxonomy places the organism in Eukaryota, Metazoa, Chordata, Aves, Psittaciformes, Psittaculidae. Bases 151 to 2625 code for a protein of 824 amino acids. The transcript has 23 exons. Gene Ontology annotation, molecular function: cholesterol binding.
CCCGUCAAGGGAACAAGCCACGGCAGCGUCUGGGCUUUGACCCGUCAGGCAGGUUUCCCUUAGCAGCGCACCGAGCCCGAGCAUCGGGAGCCGGGAAUGCCCCUCUGCCUGCUCGCAGGCUGACGGAGCCCCUCCGGCUCUCUCCUCGCCAUGCGUGCAGCCGGCUUGCUGCUGGCUUGGGCACUGCUGCGUCCCGCUGGCACCCAGCAAUGCCACAACGCCGGCCCCGGGGGUGUCCUCCGCUUCACCGAUACCCAUGCUGAGAUUCGGGUGCCGGCGCUGCACCGGGUGCCCAGCUCGCUCGAUCCCCUCUACGGCCUCGUGCGGCGCUGCCUGGACCUCAUCCAGCAGAACCCGCUGCCCACAGAGCUGCUCAGGGCAGCCCUGAACGACCCCAGCUCGGUGCAGACAUCGCAGGUGGUGCAGUAUGAACUGGGCUAUGUUGUCUGUGCCGCUGUGGCUCUGCUCUUCACCGUGGCUGUGCCGAUGGCCGGGAUGUGCUUCUGCUACUGCCGGAGCCGGCGGCGGUGCGGAGGCCGCCUGCGUGCCCAUCGGCGCUCACUGGGCUGCCGCCGCCACUGCCUGCUGGGCUGCCUGUCCCUCACCUCCCUCAUCAUCCUGGCCAGCGUCAUCUGUGCCUUUGUCACCAGCCAGAGGGUGAAGGUGCAGAUGGAGCCGGGGCUUGGGGCUGUGCCAAGCACCCUGCGCACGCUGCGGCAGCACAUUGCCAAUGUCCCCCAGGGAGUGCAGAUGGUGGUGGAUCAGUUCGAGGUGCCCCGAGAGCAGAUAACCUCCGACCUGGGCUGGCUCAGCCGGAGCGUGGGGCUCUCCAUCCAUGCACAACUGAAGGCGAUGACCUAUGCGGCACUGGCGGAGCUGCAGGACAGGGCUGGAGACCUACAGACCUCGCUGCACCAUUUACAGAUGCUGGAGCAGACGGCGCGGGCACUGGCAGCGGCACGGGAUGAGCUGGACCCGGUGCUGCGGGAGCGCCGGCACCGCGUGGUCGCCUUGUUGGAUGACCCGCGCUGCACCUCCUGUGCCAGCGUCCUGGGCAGGGCACAGAGCCUGGAGCUGGGUGCUGACUAUGGCAAGGUGCCGUCGGUGGAGAAGGUUCUGAAGGCGCUGGCUGGGCUGCCCCGAAGUGACUUUGCGGAGAUGAUUCGCCAGGGCAAUGGCACCUUCAACUCCAUCCCGGAGCUGGCUGUGGAGCGCAUGGCGCAGGUCAUCCAAGAUCUGCGGGAGGAGAUGGCACGCACGACCGAGAAGAUCCAGUCCAUCGCCGACAGCUUCCCCCUGCAUGACUACACCAGGCCCAUGAGCGAAGCACUGGUGAAGGCAGAGGACCGGAGCCAACCGUACCUGCGGGAGGUGCAGCGCUUUGAGCAGUACAGGUGGAUCGCGGGCACUGUGCUGUGCUCCAUCAUCCUCCUCAUCCUCGCCUGCAACGUGGUGGGGAUGGCACUGGGUGCAUACGGGCUCUCCAAGCGGGAGGAUCCAAGUGACUACGAGUGCAGAGGAGAAGCCGGUGCCAAGUUCCUCCUGGUUGGUGUGGGCCUGGCUUUCCUGUUCUCCUGGCUCCUCGUCCUCCUGGUUUUCGCCACCUUCCUGGUUGGGGGCAACAUCCAGACGCUGGUUUGCAGGAACUGGGUCAACCAGGAGAUUUAUAAGUUCAUCGACACCCCUGGGAACCUGCCUCCAUCCAUGAACCUCACUCGCCAGCUCAACCUCAGGCGGGACUCCAACCUCAGCACCACGUACCGGGAGUGCAAGAGCGGAGCAGGGCUGUGGGAGGUGCUGCAGCUUGACAGGGCUUAUGACUUGGAUGAGCAUCUCAAGACCCCCAAGUACACAGCUGACUUCCAGAAGCGCCUGGCUGACUUCACAGCACGCUUGGGUGAUGUGCGGCUCCUCCGCAGCGAGGGCAGGCAGGACCUGGAGACCUUCGCCCGCAGCGGUGUGGAUGAGGUGGACUAUGGGCGCUUCCAGGAGGAGAUGAGGAAGCCGGUGGUGCAGACCAGCCUCCCUGGCUUGGCGAGGAGCCUCGAGGGGCUGCAGAAGAUGCAGAGGAACAGCACGGUGGCAGGGCGCCUGGCUGCUGAGGCUCAGGCCCUAUGGCACAUGCAGAACUCCACAGUGCAAGCACAGGAAGCUUUGGUGGAGAAGAUGGGAGAGAGCGUCCAGUUCCUGUCCCGCUUGGCUCCACACCUCCAGGAGCGGGUGAGGACGACACUGGCCACCAUAGCCUCUGUGGAAGCCCGGCUGCCUGUGCAAGCCCAGCAGAUCCUCCGGCAGGAGAUUGGCUGCUUCACCAGGAGGGAGCUGCGCUACUUCACACAGUACCUGAACUGGGUCGGGCAGACGCUGAGGGAGGAUGUGGCUUCGUGUCAGCCGCUCGCCACAGCGCUGGACAAUGGGAGGGUGAUCCUGUGCGACCGCAUUGCUGACCCCUGGAACGCUUUCUGGUUCAGCCUGGGAUGCUGCACCUUCUUCCUCAUCCCCAACAUCAUCUUCGCCAUCAGGCUCACCAAACACUUCCGACCCAUCCGCAACCGGCUCAUCUCUACAGGGUCAGAGGAGACCUGUCCCUUCCACAUCCCCCGUGUCACAGCACUCAAGCUCUAGCCGGGGGCCUGGCAGCUGCAGCAGCAUUCCCUGUGCUCCUGGAGCUCCCAUCAAACCCGUGCCCAAGCACUGCAGAGCUCCAGGUCCCUCUGACGUCUCACAGGGCUCAGGUCCAUUCUGACGUCUCUUCCUCAGUGUCCUUUGGGGUCUGAGCAUCCUUUCUGGGUGCAGGACACUCCUCUCCAUGCUCUGGGGUCUCCUUCUGAUGUCUCUCCCUUGGCCACCUUUGGGGUCUGAGCACCCAUCAGGGAUGCUCCCAGAUGAUCCAUGAAGGCUCCACACAGCUCCCAGUAACCACCAGUGUACCCCUUGCAGACCCAUGGGGAAGGACACCCGCCCGCUGCCCCACACUGGCACAUUAAAGUCCUUUCCAGUCAAACCCA